This is a messenger RNA of Rhagoletis pomonella (apple maggot), 741 nucleotides long. RefSeq names its product kin of IRRE-like protein 3. The record is from RefSeq and is a predicted model, not a curated record. Gene Ontology annotation, cellular component: neuron projection membrane. Lineage: Eukaryota; Metazoa; Arthropoda; Insecta; Diptera; Tephritidae. Gene Ontology annotation, biological process: synapse organization. The transcript has 4 exons. The coding region runs from base 1 to 741 and encodes 246 amino acids.
AUGACAAAUGGUGGCGUACAAGGUCCCUUGGAGGGUUAUAAUUCGCUAGAUGAGCAUAUACUAACCAUGAGUACAACACAAUAUCCAGCCACCACAGUUGGCUAUGUACAUCCGAAGUGGAUAGAACCGUACUUUGAUCCGUCAACGCCGCGCAAUGUCACCGCACUAAUGGGCAAAUCGGCAUAUUUGAGUUGUCGCGUACGCAAUUUGGGCAACAAAACGGUGUCGUGGAUACGCCAUCGCGACAUACACAUACUCACCGUUGGUGCAUAUACAUACACAUCCGAUCAGCGCUUCCAGGCGACACAUCACCAGGACACCGAUGACUGGACGUUACAAAUAAAAUGGGCACAAAGGCGUGAUGCCGGGAUGUAUGAAUGUCAAAUAUCCACGCAGCCAGUACGCAGCUACUUUGUGCGGCUCAACGUUGUGGUGCCAACAGCGACCAUCCUUGGCGGGCCUGACCUUCAUGUCGACAAAGGCAGCACCAUAAAUCUUACAUGCACAGUGAAAUUCAGCCCCGAGCCGCCGGCCUACAUUUUCUGGUAUCAUCACGAGGAGGUCAUCAAUUAUGAUUCGACACGUGGUGGCGUUUCGGUAAUUACUGAAAAGGGUGACAUCACAACGUCGUUCCUGCUUAUACAAAAUGCCGACUUGGCCGAUUCGGGGAAAUAUUCCUGUGCACCGUCAAAUGCUGAUGUCGCCGCCGUACGAGUGCAUGUGCUCAAUGGUAAGUACUAA